AUGCAAAACGGCUGUCAAAUGUAUUACAAUUUUGUAUUAACAAUUUGCAAGUCGCUCGGUUUAUAUUAUACCGAUUUAAAUAUGUUUAAACGUGUUUAUUUGGCAUUUCUGCUACUUGCUACAAUUGGUUUGAUGGUUAGAGAUGUGCUUUACUUUUACUCGCGCCCUACGAAAAUAGCUCAAUCUGCAGCAUACAGCUUGUACUACAUGGGAGAGCUUAUGUCCUGUUUUGCAGUGCUAUCUGGUUUGAUUGUUGCAUUAUUUUACAGAUGCCAGCUAAUUGAAUUGCAUCAAAUAGUAGACGAAUGGAACAGAAAAUUUGUUACACAACGCAUGGAUAUACUGGAUUACAGUAAAUUUGCUGCCGUGCACGUCUUUGAGACCCUUCUUACAUUACACUAUUGCACUGAUACUUUAAAUUAUAUUGAUCUAGGACUCGUGCAAAUAAUACUCACCUCUUUUGUUUGGUUUCUGACCCUGGAAAUAUAUUUUGUCAAUUUAUUAAUGUACCUGAAAAUUCUGUCUAUUUUACGAUUGGCGACAUCAAAUAUCAAAACUAAUAUUAUGGAGUUCUGUAAUUUAAUAUCAAAAUAUAAUUUAAUCAAACAGGAACAACCAUUUUCAGUAGAAAUCAAUAAAUGUUCUAAAGAAUGGCAUUCGAUCAUAAAGGCAAUACAUUUAUUAAAUCAAACUUACGGUUUGACAAUGGUUCCUAUUUCACUUUCUAUACUAUUUAGAGUGGUUAAAGAUCUACUGGAGGAGUAUAUUUUUAGUUUAACAGCUGCCCGAAUAUAUUCCCAAAUAGCGCUGGGUAAUGCGCUAUUUACCCUCUUAUUAUUGAUUUUUUCGAUUUCCAUAAUAUCUUCGUGCGCGAAAUUGACGACGGAAUUGAAAAAUGUAGCGCUGGCGAGUUUCGAGAUGUUCCAAAAAUUGCCCUUCGAGACUCAUUAUGCCGAACACGAUUCUAUCUAUCAGGAUAUAAUCGUAUUUGAAAGAUUCGUGCACAAAUCCGUAAUUUUGACGGCUGGAGGAUAUUUCGUCAUCGAUUCCUCGUUAGCUUUCAAAAUGCUGGGGACUAUAAUUUCGUAUUUAAUCAUCUGCUUGGGUUUCGAUAAGGAGUUGAUACAAAGAUUUAUGUCCAACAAAAUCAGUAUUGAC
Phyllotreta striolata is the source of this 1158-nucleotide messenger RNA. The record is from the annotation of a GenBank genome assembly. Lineage: Eukaryota; Metazoa; Arthropoda; Insecta; Coleoptera; Chrysomelidae.